This is a messenger RNA of Lampris incognitus (smalleye Pacific opah), 2987 nucleotides long. It is a transcript of the gene toe1, whose product is annotated as target of EGR1, exonuclease. Bases 304 to 2007 code for a protein of 567 amino acids. Gene Ontology annotation, biological process: snRNA 3'-end processing. Gene Ontology annotation, cellular component: Cajal body; cytoplasm. NCBI's taxonomy places the organism in Eukaryota, Metazoa, Chordata, Actinopteri, Lampriformes, Lampridae. Gene Ontology annotation, molecular function: 3'-5'-RNA exonuclease activity; snRNA binding; metal ion binding. The record is from RefSeq and is a predicted model, not a curated record. The transcript has 8 exons.
AGCACGUGUGACUGUUUACGGUUGCUUUUGGUAUCAUCUUUAAAACAGUCAACUUUAAUCACGUUAGACUAUUGGGGGAAAAAUCAUUUUCGGAAGUUUUGAACCCAUUAGGUGCAGUGUAUCAGCUCAAAACCCGACGAAACUCUGGUCUGCCUAGUUCUGUAGUUCAUUGCUAAAGUUGACUGUACUGACGCGGAUGGGAAAUCAUUGUAGAAGCCUUCCAGUAUCUGAAGAAUGAUAAUUUUGCUGCCAGUUAAAUUACCACUACAUGAAUAAAUUGUGAAGUCUAUCUUGUAGACAAACAUGACUUCCUCAAUGGUAGUUCCGGUUAUUGACGUUCAGAAUGACAACUUCAAAGAACUGUGGGCUGCAAUGGUGCUAGCCAUUAAGGCGUCCUCUUUCAUCGCACUUGAUACGGAGCUGAGUGGUCUUGGGAACAGAAAGUCUUUGCUGGCUGAAUGUAUAGAGGAUCGAUACAAAGCCAUUUGUCAUGCAGCUCGCUCUCGCUCUAUUCUCUCCCUGGGGAUUGCCUGCUACAAGAAACUGGACAAUGAGACCGCAGACACAUACUUAGUCCAGGUAUACAACCUGACCCUGCUAUGUUCAGAGGAGUACAUCAUAGAACCUCAGUCAGUCCAGUUUCUGGUGCAGCAUGGCUUUGACUUCAACAAGCAAUAUGCCCAGGGAGUCCCUUAUGUCAAAGGAAAUAAUAAGGGAGGAGCAGACAACCAAGGAAUCAGCAUCCGUGCAUUGUUCACAGAACUGCUUCGUGCCAGGAAACCCCUGGUACUCCACAAUGGCCUAAUAGACAUUGCUUUCCUUUAUCAGUGUUUCUAUGCACACUUACCCGAGCGCCUGGCUACCUUCACAGCAGACCUGUCGGAGAUGUUCCCAGCUGGUGUCUAUGACACCAAAUAUGUCACUGAGUUUGAGCUUCGCCUCACAGCCUCCUAUCUGGAAUAUGCCUACAAGAAAUGUAAAUUGGACAACAGCCGCAACAUGGCGUCUGCAGGGACAGGUCCUCACCUCCAUGUCGAGUUCUGUCAGUACACUGGUCAGAUGUGCAGCUACGUGGAUUACAGAGUUUGUCCGGCGGUGGCCUUUCCCGAUGUACAGCCAGACAUCUGCCAACGAUUCUCUGCAUUCGGCUGGUGUCCCAAUGGCUCCCGGUGUUCCUUGUCCCAUAACACCGACCUCAUCAUCUUCGAAGACGAGAAAGGAAAGGAGGACAAAAGGAAAAGGAGGAAGAGAAAGAGAGAGAAGAAACGAGGUAAAGGAGAGGAGACAGAGGGGUCCUGUUGUCUUGAAGGUGCUCCUGAAAACAAAAUAGCUCACAUAGAACUGGAUUCUAAAGAGCCAGCCAAAGACCAGAACCAGGGAGUGACCCCAAAGCCAUUGCCUGAAAGUGGAUCUGGAGCGAAAUCAGCCAGCUGUCCUCAUCAGACAACCAAGAGUCUCCCUGUGACCAUGCCUGAAGAGAGAAACAAUGUUUCUCCAUUUAGAACCGACUCUGGUAUGAUCAGCCAGCCUACAGAUGAGGGGAACGGAGUUUGCGAAGACGAUACAGUUCCCAAAACUUCUGCCACCACCACGACUGAUCGUGACACAGCAGAAAUCACAGCAGUCAACAAGAGCGAUGAUUCAGAGAGGACAACAGGAGGAGGGAGAGAAACUUCUAGCAAGGACUCUGCUAAGACUGAGGCCCAGAGGAAGAAGCUGGAGGCUGGAACACAUCGAGCAGGAUUCGACGCCUUUAUGACUGGGUACAUCUACGCCUAUGCAAGUGCCCUCACCAGAAGAGAAGGAAGUGAAGAUAAAAGGAAGAGGGAGGAGAAGCAGGAGGAUUUGUGGCUUCCUACCUGUCUGAAUAAAGUCUACUUGAGUGGGAAGGCAGUCCCUCUUAACAUAGUCAAAAGUAGUUUCGCCAAGUCAUCCAAAGCCCAUAUUCAGAAGAUGGAGAUGGUGUGGGGGAAGAGUUUAGCUAGCACGCUGAUGGACAGGAUGUAGCAAGGGGAACAUUUAACAAUCGUGUCAUUGAGCUAUGGAGGCUAAUUCUGUUUUUUCCUUUUGCUGGUCUAGACUAGAGUGGGAGUCUGAGCGCAGUCAGCUACAAAAUGGCAUGUUGGGAUGUAGUGACUUGCUCAAGGACACUUAAAGGAAAAUGCCGGCAUUUUUUAAUCCAAGCCAUAUUUUCCUAUUGUUAGGAGUCAAACUGAGCGAUGGGUAGCAGAUUCUUUUGAAUUAAGUAUUGAGGAAGCUAGCAUCAGUCGACUGCUGCACACCAAGCCACAAUAUAAUCCUCCACCAAAUAACAUCUACUAAAAACUUAUUUUUGGUGCCAACAGUUUUAGAACAAGUCACUUCUCGCAGGAUUACAGAACAAGACUUCUGCUUGAAAUAUAUUAUCUAUAUAACUCCUUGAUUGAUAUUGCAGCUAAGACUCUUUAGACUCCUCUCAUAACAUCCUGAGUCUGUUUGUACCAAAAAAGAGCUCUUCUAGUGGAUGUAAUGUGGUGAAGGAUUGCAUUUGCAGCUUAGUGGGAAGUAGCCUGUUGCUGUUAGCUUGCUCAAUACUGAAUCAACUUAAAAGAUUCUGCUAUUCAUUGCUUGGUUUAACAUCUUCACAAUCGAAUCCAAGUCAUCAGGAUGAGAGACUGUUCUUUCUAACAAUGAGGUCACUCUGCCACCUCAAGUGUAGUUAUAGUAAGUGAUAGUUUAGUUUUAAAGGAAUCUUUUUUUCUCCCCAGAACACUGAUUGACUGUUAACUCCUUUCUGCCAACUAUUAUCCUCUGUUUAUUUUUGUACCACAGAUCACACCAUGAUAAAGGACAAGGAAAAAAGUUCCUAAAAUUACAUAAUGAGGUGACUCAUUGGCAAGAGCACAUGUUUUAAUGAGACAAAUGUAUAGUGUACCCCUGAAUGUUGCACAACAUUGCUCUAUAUCUGUAUCACAGAGAAUAAAUUGAAUUUAAAUUGCUCAAAUGGA